Molecule: messenger RNA, 4622 nt
Organism: Vombatus ursinus (common wombat)
Lineage: Eukaryota; Metazoa; Chordata; Mammalia; Diprotodontia; Vombatidae
Gene: OPHN1
Product: oligophrenin 1
Exons: 24
Coding region: 41-2446 (801 amino acids)
Biological process (GO): signal transduction
Cellular component (GO): cytoplasm
Molecular function (GO): protein binding; GTPase activator activity
Source: RefSeq, a predicted model, not a curated record
GGCCCCGCUCCGCGCCCCGACCCGCAUCCGCACCCGCACCAUGGGGCACCCCCCGCUCGAGUUCAGCGACUGCUACCUGGACAGCCCCGAUUUCCGCGAGAGGCUCAAAUGCUACGAGCAGGAGCUGGAGCGGACCAACAGAUUCAUCAAAGACGUGAUCAAAGACGGCAACUCCCUUAUCGGAGCUAUGAGAAGUUAUUCUUCGGCUGUGCAAAAAUUUUCUCAGACCUUGCAAUCCUUCCAGUUUGACUUCACUGGGGACACGCUGACAGAUGAUGAGAUUAACAUUGCGGAAUCUUUUAAGGAAUUUGCUGAGCUCCUCAAUGAAGUUGAAAAUGAGAGGAUGAUGAUGGUACAAAAUGCUAGUGAUUUGUUGAUCAAACCGCUGGAAAAUUUCCGUAAGGAGCAAAUCGGCCUCACCAAGGAACGGAAGAAAAAAUUUGAGAAGGACAGUGAGCGAUUUUAUUCUUUGCUGGAUCGCCACUUGCAUCUGUCUUCCAAGAAGAAAGAAUCCCAGCUCCAGGAGGCUGACUUACAGUUGGACAGAGAGAGACACAAUUUCUUUGAGUCAUCUCUUGACUAUGUGUACCAGAUCCAGGAGGUUCAGGAGACCAAGAAGUUCAAUAUCGUGGAGCCCGUCUUGGCCUUUCUUCACAGUCUUUUCAUUUCCAACAAUCUGACAGUAGAACUAACACAGGAUUUCCUCCCUUACAAACAGCAGCUCCAGCUCAGUCUGCAAAAUACAAGAAAUCACUUUUCUAGUACCCGAGAGGAGAUGGAAGAACUGAAGAAGAGGAUGAAGGAGGCCCCCCAGAUGUGCAAGCUCCCAGGGCAGCCAACCAUCGAGGGCUAUCUCUACACCCAAGAGAAAUGGGCUCUGGGAAUCUCGUGGGUGAAAUAUUACUGUCAGUAUGAGAAGGAGACCAAGACAUUGACGAUGACUCCCAUGGAACAAAAACCAGGCGCUAAACAGGGCCCUGUGGACUUAACCUUGAAGUACUGUGUUAGGAGGAAGACAGAAUCCAUCGACAAGAGAUUCUGCUUUGACAUUGAAACUAACGAAAGACCAGGGACUAUAACACUGCAGGCCCUUUCUGAAGCAAACAGACGGCUGUGGAUGGAAGCCAUGGAUGGAAAAGAACCAAUCUACCACAGCCCCAUAACGAAACAGGAAGAAAUGGAACUCAAUGACGUUGGAUUCAAAUUUGUAAGGAAGUGCACCAAUGCUGUGGAGGCCAAAGGCAUCACGACAGAGGGCGUUUACCGGACAGUGGGCAGCAACAUCCAGGUUCAGAAGCUACUGAAUGCCUUUUUUGAUCCCAAAUGCCCGGGAGAUGUUGAUUUGCAGAAUAGCGAUUGGGAUAUUAAGACAAUCACUAGCUCCUUGAAAUUCUACCUCAGGAAUCUUUCGGAACCUGUUAUGACAUAUAAGCUCCACAAAGAGCUGGUCUCUGCCGCCAAGUCUGAAAACCUGGAUUACAGGCUGGGAGCCAUUCAUGCUCUGGUCUAUAAGCUUCCCAACAAGAAUCGGGAUAUGCUGGAACUCCUCAUAAGACACCUGGUCAAUGUGUGUGAGCACAGCCGAGAGAACCUGAUGUCUCCCUCGAACAUGGGAGUGAUAUUUGGACCCACUCUGAUGAGGGCUCAGGAGGAUACUGUGGCUGCUAUGAUGAAUAUUAAAUUCCAGAACAUCGUGGUGGAAAUCCUUAUCGAGCACUUUGACAAGAUCUAUUCGGGCCCACCAGAGGACAAUGCUGCACCGCCAGUGCCUCCUCCCAGGGUGACGGCAAGAAGACACAAGCCCAUCACAAUUUCUAAGCGCCCACUGCGGGAAAGGACUGUUUUCUAUACUUCUUCAGUGGAAGAAAAUGAAGAUGAAACCCUUAACGGCCCUGUCACUGACAGCCCGGAAAGUCCCAAACUGCUGCCUCACCACAAGUUGCCUGUGCAGAGGAGUGGGGAAGCCGAGCCUGGGAGAAAAUCCCCAAUUAGGCCCAGUUCUGAUGGCAAGUUGGAGCCAUGCCCAGAGGUGGAUGUGGGCAGACUGGUGUCCAGGCUGCAGGAUGGAGGACCCAAGCCCCCUGCCAAAGUGGCCAAUGGUCUGAUGAUGGGCCCUGGACCGGCUAGGGUCCCCUCUCUUCAUGUGAAAAGGCCAGCUCCCAGGCCUCUGGCUCAUAGCAAGGAGGGUGACUAUGACAGCUUCAAUAAAGUGCGCUCCCCAGGAGACAAACCGGCAAUAACUCGGCCUCCAGUGCGCCCCCCGGAUCCUCCGUGCCGGGCAAUUGUGCCCCAGAAGCCAGAGCCCAAGCCAGAGCCUGUGGCUGGAGGAGCUCAGGAAACCAUGGCCUCUGUGGUGGCUUGCCGGACUCGUUUCUUUGAAACAGCUUCUCGGAAGACAGGAAGUUCCUCAUCUCCACAAGGAAGACUCACUGGGGAUGAGAGUUGAGGCACAAGUUUUUAGGAAUCCUGGCUGGUCCCAGAUGACUCCAUGCUUCUGAAAGGGCCUCCUCUAAACUCUUGUGUGCUCAGGACCCCUGGGCUGAAAGGCAGCUCCCUGCUGGAACCUGGCUAUGGAGAGUCCAGGAAACUGUAGAAUUAGGGGGAUUCUCUGGACAUGUCUUAUUUUCCCUUUGCAUCCUUUCCUCAUGGUCUCAGAACAGCUGUCUUGAGCCCAGUGGAAAGAGAGCCUGCUAACUUCCCAAACAGGCUGUGAACAUUUGGGCUCAUAUCCCCUGGGGCAGGGAAGAGAGCCACCUCCUUCCAGUUAGACUUGGAGCCAUCGGAGGCAAAGUCGGGGUGCCCAGGACUGGAAUUCUCUCUAGCCUCUGAGCCCCUGGGAAUUCUGCCUUCGAGGGCUGCCGAGUUCCGAUGGAGUUGGAACACAUGCCCCAGCUCUUGGGCCUGUCACCUCAAUCCGUUCCUUUUCCCAGGCAAUGUUUGGUUAGAGCCCUGGCAUAAUCAACAUAGUUGCGUGUGUCUGGACAUCUGCCAUGCAGAGGAAACCUUUCACUGGCUGUUUUCCGCAUUUUCAAGCUGGCAGCCGUGGGUCACCCAGAGCAUGGCUGCUGUCAGAAGGUCUGACAAGAGGGGCCAAACACUCCCUGGGCUCUCUCUCUGGGUUCUCUGCCAGCUUUCUUGCAUAAGUGUUUUGGAAACAACUGCAAACAAAAAUAACACAAAACUCACCAAGCAAACAUUCUGCUUUUGAAGCCCUAGCCUUGUUUUGAGUAAAUCUCAUUCUGUUUUCCUCCUGACAGUUUCUUCCCAGAACAAAUGAGAGAAAUGGAAUUCAGAAACAUUUCUAAAAGAAUUCCUUCUGCCUGUCCCUCUUCUGGAGGGGCUGGGUUCUUGGGAUGGAUGGUAGGUUAAGGGAGCAGUGGUGAUACAAACACAGUUGUAGCAACCAAUUUCCAAUGUCGAAUCCAGGCCAAUGCCUUGGGCUCCCGAUUUCCAGUGUCCAGUCCAGGCCACUGCCUCGGGCUCCCCAUUUCUAUUCCCAACACCUUCUGUGUGUGACCUGGCCCCCUUUGGCAGCAUGGCAAAGCCUAGGGACCCCUUUGCAGAAUCACAUAUUUCCAUGCAGAGGUUUACAAAGGAAGCUCAUUCAUUGGAAUUUUGUUAGCAAAAUAUUUUUUUUCAAAGAUCCGUAGGUUUCACCAACUCCAGGUUAAGAGCCCAAACCCUACAGGAAAUCUCCCUAGAGACAUUGCCUUACAAUGUGGAGAAUCUUUCCCCCCCAUCUAGCAGGGGGCUUUAGUCUACAGGCCUUAGCUAGGCCUUAAAACGUAGCCAGUUUUCAAACUUCAGACGUUAGCUUUGCUCUGAGCCCAGGGGUCCCGUAGAUUGAAUACUACAUGAAACCCUUCCAACUGAACACCUAAUUUCAAUUUGGUACCUUUCUUACUAAUCCUUAACCUGUUCCCCAACCUAAUCUCGUUCAAACCUAGCUUAGAGUGUUCCUGCCCUGUGUGUGCAUGGCUUCUGGGCAUCGGCCCUUCUUUCUUAGCUGUUUGUGAAAUCCCUCCUCUCGGGAGAGGACCCUUCAUAGGCCUGGCAAUCUACAACUGAAGGCAAAAUAACACGGUGUGUUCGAGUUCUGGGGAGUAAACAUUUCCAUGUCCUGCCUCCCUCUCCUCCCUCAUCACCUUUCCAGUCCCAGCCCAGGAAAGCAGCUGAGCAGAGCCGUCUGCUUUCAGGACUCUCUCUGGAACAUUGGCCCUACCUUGUUCUCGGGGUUGGGUGUCUGGCAGGCCCUGCCAGCGUUGUUUAGGGUUGGCCUUUUUGCCUUUCAUCCAGCCAGCAGAGAUGGGCAGUGGUGCUCAGGGGGCAGCAUACUGCAGGAGGGUGAGAGUGUGUGUGUGUAUGGGUGUGUGUGUGUGGAGGGGUCCUUCUGUGUACCUCGGUGCUGCAGGGCUGCUAACCCAGUGUUACUGGGGCCUUUAUUGUCCUAACCAAGAAAACUUUCUCACUUUGGGUUAUUGGGGAGUUUAACACAUACAUGGUCCAAACGUUCAAGGUCUUGGGAGUGUGGGUAGAUGGUGAGUGAGUAGAGCUCUGGGCCUGGAGUCAGGAAGACCCGAGUUCAAGUCGUGCCUCAGAUAUUUAUUAGCUAUGUGGCCUUG